Gopherus flavomarginatus (Mexican gopher tortoise) is the source of this 3397-nucleotide messenger RNA. It is a transcript of the gene DCAF6, whose product is annotated as DDB1 and CUL4 associated factor 6. Gene Ontology annotation, cellular component: cytoplasm; Cul4-RING E3 ubiquitin ligase complex. Gene Ontology annotation, biological process: positive regulation of transcription by RNA polymerase II. The record is from RefSeq and is a predicted model, not a curated record. NCBI's taxonomy places the organism in Eukaryota, Metazoa, Chordata, Testudines, Testudinidae. Gene Ontology annotation, molecular function: protein binding. The coding region runs from base 132 to 3020 and encodes 962 amino acids. The transcript has 23 exons.
GGCGGCGACUCGGCGGCAGGCGGGUGCGUGCGCGAGCGAGCACCGCGCGGGCGGGCGGCUGGGUCUCCAUGGUGAGCGUGGGGGGCGGCUGCCGCCGGCGGAGAGUCUGAGCCUCCCCUCCCCGCGGUGCCAUGUCCCGGGGGUGCUGCCCUCACCUGCUGUGGGACGUGCGGAAGCGGAGCCUGGGGCUGGAGGAGCCCGGUCUGCUGCGGAGACACUACCUAGGAAGAAGAGAAUUUAUCCAAAGGUUAAAACUUGAAGCAACACUGAAUGUGCAUGAUGGCUGUGUAAAUACAAUUUGCUGGAAUGAUACAGGAGAAUAUAUUUUGUCAGGUUCAGAUGACACCAACCUGGUAAUUAGCAAUCCCUACAGCAGAAAGGUUUUAACCACCAUUCGCUCAGGACACAGGGCAAAUAUUUUUAGUGCAAAAUUCUUACCGUGCACCAAUGACAAGCAGAUUGUGUCCUGUUCUGGAGAUGGAGUAAUUUUUUAUACUAAUGUUGAGCAAGAUGCUGAGACCAACAGACAAUGCCAAUUUACGUGCCACUAUGGAACUACCUAUGAGAUUAUGACAGUACCGAAUGAUCCCUAUACUUUCCUCUCUUGCGGUGAGGACGGAACUGUAAGGUGGUUUGAUACUCGCAUCAAAACAAGUUGCACAAAAGAAGAUUGUAAAGAUGAUAUUUUAAUAAACUGCCGACGUGCUGCCACCUCUGUAGCUAUCUGUCCUCCAAUACCAUAUUAUCUUGCUGUGGGCUGUUCUGAUAGCUCGGUAAGAAUAUAUGACCGGCGAAUGCUUGGCACAAGAGCAACAGGUAAUUAUGCUGGUCGGGGCACUACAGGAAUGGUUGCACGUUUUGUUCCUCCCCACCUCAAUAACAAAUCCUGCCGGGUAACAUCUCUGUGCUACAGUGAAGAUGGGCAGGAGAUCCUUGUUAGCUAUUCUUCAGAUUACAUAUACUUGUUUGACCCUAAGGAUGACACAGCACGAGAACUUAAAGUUCCUUCUGCAGAAGAGAGAAGAGAAGAGUUACGGCAACCUCCUGUUAAACGUUUGAGACUAAGAGGGGAUUGGUCAGAUACAGGACCAAGAGCAAGGCCUGAGAGUGAACGAGAAAGAGAUGGGGAGCAAAGUCCUAACGUCUCACUGAUGCAGCGGAUGUCAGACAUGCUAUCAAGAUGGUUUGAAGAAGCAAGUGAAGUUGCGCAGAGCAACCGAGGACGAGGAAGAUCUCGGUCUAGAGGUGGAACCAGUCGACCAGAUGCCUCCAUUACUAGCAACAUACCACCAAGUGCUGAAUCAGAGACUGCAAUGGAAGUGGAUGGUCCUGAACAGCUUCCAUCCUCUUCAUCCUCUACAAUGUCAGCACAAGCUCCCUCAACAUCUUCCUCAAUAGAAACCCCCCCUUCCACAUCCUUACUAUCCUCACCUGACAAUGAACAAAGACCAUCUUUGGAGGCCUCUACUCAUCCUACACUCCAUCAGUCUGAAUUUUUGGCACCUGAGUUAGCUAUACUCCGUAGGGGCCUGCAGCGACUGAGGCUUAAGAAGGCUGAACAACAGAGACAGCGAGAGCUAGCUGAGCGUUCAGCACCACAGUCCUCCACCUCUGAUCAGUCUUCCCCUAAGGGCUCCUCACAGGACCCUCAGACUUCAGGUGCAGUUGAGUUUGGUGAUGGGAGCAUGGAAUUUAGGAGUCAUGACUCUUCAGGUAUUGUUCCUGGCACAGUAGAAGUUCUAGAUUCUCCUUCCUCUAUGGUUAACAAACAGCUUGGAUCCAUGUCACUUGAUGAGCAACAGGACAGUGAAAAGCAGAGUCCGCGAACUGGAACAGGUGAACCAGUUUUAAGUUUGCACUACAGUACAGAAGGAACUACUACAAGCACGAUAAAAUUGGACUUCACGGAUGAGUGGAGCAGCACAACUUCAAGUUCUAGAGGGAGUGGAAGUCACUGCAAACCUGAAGGCCAGGAGGAAGCUCUAAGAACACGCAGCUCAGAACAGACAACACCAGAAAAUGAAGAAACAAGAGUCCGUAAAGAAUUGCCCGAGGAAGUUACAAGUGCUGAAGAGUUGAAAACUAUAGAUGAAGCUGUAGAGAGAGCAGAAACAGCGAAUAUUUCUGAGCAUCCUGGAACCAGCACAGAAGGAGAAAGUGAUCCCAAUCUUGACAGCAUCUGUAGGAACCCAGAGGAAGGACCUUCAAGUGAAAAAAGCAAAGAACAAGAGAGUUCAAGUCAAAGUACAGAGUCUACUGCCAACCCAGUUAAUACAAACCAUGAACAUCAACCACAGCCAGACUCUUCAGGGCUUGCAAGUCAUGAAGAAUCGUCCACCAGAAGCACUACUUUCCAAGAAACUGAUGAUAGUGAUGAUGACCCUGUCCUGAUACCUGGUGCAAGGUAUCGAGGAGGACCAGGACAUAGAUUUAAUAUCAGAGGAACAGCAAUAGGUGAUAGAAUAAUGAGACGAUCAGCUGUUGCUCGCAUUCAGGAACUCUUCAGAAGAAGAAAAGAAAGGAAAGAGAUGGAAGAAUUGGAAACCUUGAAUAUUAGACGACCUUUAAUAAAGAUGGUGUAUAAGGGUCAUCGGAACUCCAGGACAAUGAUAAAGGAAGCCAAUUUCUGGGGCUCUAACUUUGUAAUGAGUGGUUCAGAUUGUGGCCAUAUCUUUAUCUGGGAUCGGCAUACUGCUGAGCAUCUGAUGCUGCUGGAAGCUGAUAAUCACGUGGUGAAUUGUCUACAGCCACAUCCAUUUGACCCAAUUCUUGCCUCAUCAGGUAUUGAUUACGAUAUAAAAAUCUGGUCACCGCUAGAAGAGUCCAGGAUUUUUAACCGAAAACUUGCUGAUGAAGUUAUAACUCGUAAUGAAUUAAUGCUGGAGGAGACCAGAAACACAAUUACUGUUCCAGCUUCUUUCAUGUUACGAAUGCUGGCAUCAUUGAAUCAUAUAAGAGCUGACCGGUUGGAGGGUGACAGGUCAGAAGGGUCUGGUCAAGAGAAUGAAGAUGAAGCGUAAUUGGAUCUUCUGUGCGAGCACCUAGACGUUAUGGAAUUUAUAUAAGACAUUAAUUAUAUUUUUCCUUACAGAGCUUUAGUGCAAUUUUAAGGUUUUGCUUUUGGAUAACCCAACAUUUUGUUUCUGAACGACUGUGUGCAUGACUUUGGGAGAGUGUGCAAGUAAAAUAAGCAAAAAUGUUUUUAAAACGUUUUGCCAUGUCUGAGGGGUGCUAGAAGAUGCAAAGUGCAAUAUUUUCCUUAACCUGCAAACGUGGGAGCUUGGAUCAAUGUUUAAAAAUAACUUUCAUUUGAGCAAAAACAUUGGUUCAAAUAAAUUUCUAUACCUGCUAUUUGCAUGUUUGUUGCUUUCUAAUUAAAAGAUUUGGUUGUUUUAAA